Betta splendens (Siamese fighting fish) is the source of this 1182-nucleotide messenger RNA. It is a transcript of the gene twist1a, whose product is annotated as twist family bHLH transcription factor 1a. NCBI's taxonomy places the organism in Eukaryota, Metazoa, Chordata, Actinopteri, Anabantiformes, Osphronemidae. The record is from RefSeq and is a predicted model, not a curated record. Gene Ontology annotation, molecular function: DNA-binding transcription factor activity, RNA polymerase II-specific; RNA polymerase II transcription regulatory region sequence-specific DNA binding; protein dimerization activity. The transcript is spliced from 2 exons. Bases 146 to 694 code for a protein of 182 amino acids. Gene Ontology annotation, biological process: regulation of transcription by RNA polymerase II; developmental process.
CUCAGUGGCGCAAGAGAUUACCCGCACCUCCAGCCCACUCCUCAAGUGCAUGGCACACUUCUAAACACGAGAAGUGUUUUUUUUUUACCAGUUUCUGAACGGGACCUUGAAAACGACCGCACAGUUUUUUUUAUUGGGAAGGACAAUGAGGGAAAAGGACUCCUCGCCGAUGGACAGUGCGGGGAACAGUGAGGAGGAGACCGACCGUCAGCUGCCGCGCCGAGGUGCGAGGAAGCGGCGCGCGGCGCGGAGGAGCGUGGACGAGGAGGAGGAAGGAGACGCGGGGAGUCCGAGUCCCGGCAAAAAGAAAGGCAGAAAGGGCUGCGACGCUGGCGGCGGCAGCGCGGGGAGCGGCGAGAGCGAGGGCAGCAGCAGCCCCGCGUGCUCCUUCGAUGACCUGCACACGCAGCGCGUCAUGGCCAACAUCCGCGAGCGGCAGCGGACGCAGUCUCUGAACGAGGCGUUCACGUCGUUGCGCAAGAUCAUCCCCACGCUCCCGUCGGACAAGCUCAGCAAGAUCCAGACGCUGAAGCUGGCCGCGCGGUACAUUGACUUCCUGUGCCAAGUUCUGCAGAGCGACGAGCUGGACGCGCGGGGCGCCAGCUGCAGCUACGUGGCGCACGAGCGCCUGAGCUACGCGUUCUCGGUCUGGAGGAUGGGGGGCGCGUGGUCCCUGUCUACGACGUCCCACUAAGCGGGCUGCUGUGGAUGAGACGCUACGAUGAUCCAGAUUGAAGACCCGGUGGAUGAAGCCAGCUUUUCAGCGCCACAACUGAGGCCAAAGACCCAGACUCUGUGCUUCAGGCUCCAGAGACGAGCUUUUCAUAUUUCCCAUUGCCUGGACUGUAAAGUUUGCAAUGGAGCACUUAGGACAGAAAGGACGGAUAUGAAGGAACACCACUGCGACCAUGAAUGUUGUAAAAACAAUAUGAGCUCUGAGGAACUGCUCUGUUUUGAAAGAUGGGAGGGAAAAGAGAACAAUUCAUUCCACAUUCCCUGUGACAACGUCUCACGGCAAAUGAAGUAUUUUGUAUUUAUUUUUAUACACAGGUUUGAAAUUCCUUUUCCAUCUUAAAGUUAUUUAUUUUGGGGGUAUCAGAAUGCUGAAUGGAUAAGGAGUCGUUGCAUUGUGAGUUCUGUAAAUAUUUGCAAAUAUGUUGAAUAAAAUGAAAGGUUUUCGUA